Schizophyllum commune H4-8 is the source of this 1426-nucleotide messenger RNA. RefSeq lists its product as uncharacterized. Bases 1 to 1146 code for a protein of 381 amino acids. The record is from RefSeq and is a predicted model, not a curated record. NCBI's taxonomy places the organism in Eukaryota, Fungi, Basidiomycota, Agaricomycetes, Agaricales, Schizophyllaceae. The transcript has 4 exons.
AUGGUGUCAAAGCCUUGGCUGAGAUGUCCAUUGUCCGGAGAGACGGACCCUCAUAACCUACUCAGAAUCAAGCUAAUCCCAGAACUAGACGACAACGCGGAUGAGCUUAAGUUACCCUGUACGGAGUGGUUCUGGGGUCUCAAGAGAGGCGGCCUGCAGUAUCAUCUUGCGAACGCUCAUAAUUCAUUGUUCUUUCGUAGGGACAUUGCACAUCUCUACGCGAGCUUCCAGUUUAUUCUGGCCCCUACUUUCAAGACAUUUCUUGACAUAGUAGACUUCAACCAACGGGCUGGCAUAUUGUGUCGCGCUGACGAUGAUAUAUCGCCUCGUCGUCCUUUGACCGCGCUCACGCCCCCAAGCGGUUUCUACCGAUACGUCUUCAUUCCUAUGACAGAUGCUGCUCGCCAAUUGCAGAAGGAACUGAACCUCCCGCCACAGACGGAAGAGGACCUGAACGGCGGACUGGAUCCGAGAUCAAAAAGGCCAUUGCAUGAAGGGACCGAAACUUUCACUGUCGUCGAAUGUUUUGCUCAUCCGUACUGUGUCAGCACCCUCGCCGAGCACGCCUUCAAUUAUUACGACGACUGGGCGACACGAGUUACCGCGCAGUGGUCGCUCUGCACGUUGAACAUAACAAGACAAUGGAGCGUCUCCAAGGAACGCGACGUACCCCGGUGGUUCAUCGACAUGCCUGGGAUGGAUGAAGACGACAUCACUGUCACAAGCGCGGAAGGGGCGGGAUACACCAUCUCCAGGCGAAGCCAAGACGGAAACGGCCGCCCUCGCACCGUAUACGAGGGGCAGGAAGCGCUGCAGGCCAAAGUAUCGGCCUGGGCAGAGCAGGUGGAUCGAAACUCCCAGCCCGAGGAGCAACCGCCGAUCCUCCGCGAACCCAUACCGGUCCGCCGCUCUGUGCGGAUUGCUGAGCGCGCCAAACCGUAUCAAAGACCGAAGCAGGCCUACUACCACAGGCCAGAAUCUCCAGUACGCAAGGCGCCGUGGCCUUGCCCUGAGGAUGAAGAUCCCUACGAGAGCCCGCCGGCGUGGGCGACGCGCAACGGCCAGUAUCCGACGCGAGGAUUCUCCAGUAACGACUGGGCGUACUUCUGCUAUAGCAUAUCUUUGCCGGCCCCUCGCAAACCGUAGCGCGCCGCUUCAACGUCGACUCAGACCUUCCCCUUGCUCGACAAACCGCCGCUCGAAAGACUCAAUGCCGACACAGCUCGGCCUCCUCUCAGUCAUCCUACCAUUACGUUCGCCCCUUUCUCUCGCGCCCUGUGCGCCUCAACACCUCCCAACAUUGGGCGCAUAUGCCUGGCCUCUAUACUCCGCGACGGGGCUGAUUCUACAAAGAAUGCUGUGACACGAGACAAAUUAUCUGUAACCAUUAUUUAUGAAUGCUACCUCAUGAGAUACACAUCGACAG